Procambarus clarkii (red swamp crayfish) is the source of this 2935-nucleotide messenger RNA. RefSeq names its product zinc finger and SCAN domain-containing protein 23. The record is from RefSeq and is a predicted model, not a curated record. Gene Ontology annotation, cellular component: nucleus. Gene Ontology annotation, molecular function: protein binding; RNA polymerase II transcription regulatory region sequence-specific DNA binding; DNA-binding transcription factor activity, RNA polymerase II-specific. Lineage: Eukaryota; Metazoa; Arthropoda; Malacostraca; Decapoda; Cambaridae. Gene Ontology annotation, biological process: regulation of transcription by RNA polymerase II; embryo development.
GACGGGGCAGCAGCAGCAGCCAGCAGCCGCACCUCAGGCUGCCCGUCCUCGCUGCUUCACCCGUCGUCACACUUACCUAAACAACCGUCCUUACCCAACACGUUACUAUACCAUAUGUAACUAAGAGUGUCACUCUUGCACAGUGAUAGACAAUGUACUUGUCAAUGGAGAGUUAGCGAGAAGACUCCGAGUGUGACCCCGAAGUCAGUGUUACUGGCACUGAUAGUGUUGCUCUGUCUGCUGCACGACGCACAUUUUCGUGUCUCGUGAAAGCAUAGAAACAUCCUCUUUACUUAUGGCUAGAAUUUAUGUACUGUAUAGAAUGCAGUAUAGUAUUAGCAGUACCGUAUAUUAAAACCCAGACAGUUUGCAAGUGCUGCAAAAGAUCGUGAGGACAGCAUGGAGGAGGGCUACCUGGCACUGCGAUGGAACAACCACAACACAAUUUUUACAAAGAUCCUCACCCUCCUCAGGGAACAGGAGGCUUAUGUUGAUGUGUCGUUGGCAUGCGCUGGAAGGUUAUAUCCGGCGCACAAGUUUGUCCUCUCAACAUGCAGUGAUUACUUCAAGGAAAUGUUUGCUAAAAAUCCUUGCAAGCAUCCAAUAGUCUUCAUGAAAGAUGUGUCUACAAAGGAUAUGGAAGCUCUCUUGGAUUUCAUGUAUAAAGGAGAAGUACAUGUACCUCAGAGUGAAUUGGGCUCUUUGCUACGUACAGCAGAAGGUCUUCAGGUGAAGGGCUUGGCAGUACCUGAUGACUCACCCCGCGGCUCCUCUUCCACCCCUAUUGUGCCUUCUGUUCCAUCCGUCCCACGCUCACAUCCGCCCACACUUUUGGCACCUUUACAUCUGCGUGGAAAGCGCAAAAGGCCACCGGAAUCAAACAGGAAAGAUGACCCUCCAAAGUUGACGUUGCGACCUGAUCUUGGACCUCCAACUCCUAACCGUUCCCGACAACGUAACCGGGCAUCAGGCAUGCCAGAGCUCAAGAGAAUAAAGAAGGAAGAUGACAACAAAGCUGUAGGUGUUGGGACAAUGGAGCCAGGUGAGGUCCCUAGAUCACCAAGUCCAGCAGCCAGCAGUCACAACAGUGAUGAUCCACCUAUAAACAAUACAGAUAAGAUAAAGAAUGAGCGUCCAGAAUACAUCAAAGUUGAAGAAGACCCAGAAGAGGAUGAAGGUGUGGCUGGAGAAGGUAUGUCAGGAGAUGAAGAACACGAUGAAGAGGAAGAGGAGGAGGAGGAGGAGGAGGAAGAGGAAGAUGAUGAUGAAGCAGGUUUAGGUGAGGGGAAACCUCUGUCUCCGAUGAGUCAUGAUGUACUCUCCGAUGUUGAUGCCUUUGAACAAUCCAACUCCUCGCUCCCCAACUCUGACAUAUCAACGACUGAACUAUUACAAGUUGAUUUAAGUGAGGAUGGAACACAGUUCAUUAUUGGUCCUGGUAGCUAUGGGGAAGUUAUGUCCAGAACGUCUUCAUUAGCUGGGGAUGAAGAAAGAAAUGGUGAUAGAGAACAAAAAAAGCCAUUUGUUUGUCCCCUCUGUGGCCAGUCCUUCACACGACGUGAUAACCUUGCCAAUCAUAUCAAGACUCACACCGGUGACCGUCCGUUUAUGUGCCAAUAUUGCCACAAGUGCUUCUCGAGGAAAGACUACCUGAAGCAGCACGAACGUAUUCACACGGGGGAGAAACCCUAUGCCUGUGACAUAUGUGGUCGUGCAUUUACCCGUAAGGAAGGUCUGACAGACCACAUGCGGUGCCAUUCAGACUUCAAAGCCUUUUCUUGUGAAACCUGUGGUAAGAGCUUCAAGCAGAAAUGUGGCUUGCGGUUCCAUAAAAGGAACUAUAAACAUUAGCCGCUCUUAAGUGUUCUGCCAUAUUAGUGACAUGUUGAGAGAUCUUUGGCAAACAUGUUCUACUACUACUUUGAUGUCGUUCAUUUUUUAGUCAGUUUCUUCGAAUAAAACAAAGUUUUAAUACUUGUCAAAAUUGAUUGGGUAAGUGAGUCAGAAAUGGUGAGAGCCGAUGCAUUAGCUCUGUACAGAUGUGUGGUUUGAUAUCAUAUAUAUAUUGAUGACUAGUGGCAUGCAAUAUGUUCACUCAGACAUAAUACAUUCUAUUAAUUUAUAAUUUAUACUUUUUAUUAUGAUUAAUUAUAAAAGAUAACAUUGACAUAAAUCAUUUAAAGUGUUAGUUUGACUUAAUGAAGCCAGUAUUCUGGUAUUCACUCUUGAGACCAACUUGUUUAAUAUUUUGUCAUUUGGUGUUUACAUACCCUCAGUUGACCUGGUUAGUUGCCGCCUCACUUUUAAUUGAAGACUGUCCACGUCACACUAAUUAUUAUUCGUCAUAUACAAUACCUAAGAGGUUUUUGUUAAAUAUUAAUUAUUUAAAUAUUAAAUUUUUUUAAGUAAUGCUCACAGUUCUUUUUAUCUCUGUUGCACUUAACAUUCAAAAUGAUGAAAUAAUUUUGUGAGGUUUCUCCUAGAAGCCAUUCUUCUGUAUUUAAACCUUAUAGUCUACCUGUAUGUAAACCUAUAAUUAGCUAUCAAUUUUAAUUAUUCCGACAUUAAAAUAUAUUUGCAUUUUAAUUUGGUUGGGAUGUUGCCUCGUCUCCUCAACCGGACUUUGAAGAGGGUCUUAUUUUUUAAGAAUUGUUUAUAUGCUUCAUCUGAUCUCAAAUGCAUGCAUCCAGUGUGAAAUUACUUGGUGUUUUGAACUGUGAAAGCACAAGUCAGUAAUGUAAGGCAGCAUUAAUAUGCAUUGUUUAACAUUUCAAGAGUAGUCUCAAAGUGUGCUUAGUCACAGUUUUGAGCUGGAUGUAUUUGUGUAAGCACUGUAUUAUAUUUUAUUUUUCUUGUAUAAAUUUUUGUACCAUAUUAAUACCUUGCAUACAUGCCUAUGUUUCCAAGUAAAUCCAUAUGUAUAUGGCCCUCAGCA